This is a messenger RNA of Coregonus clupeaformis (lake whitefish), 1724 nucleotides long. Its product is annotated as UAP56-interacting factor-like. Gene Ontology annotation, molecular function: mRNA binding. Gene Ontology annotation, biological process: mRNA export from nucleus. The record is from RefSeq and is a predicted model, not a curated record. Lineage: Eukaryota; Metazoa; Chordata; Actinopteri; Salmoniformes; Salmonidae.
UGACGUAGCUAGAUAUCUAGCCUGGCUUGCUAAAGUUUGGAGUUGAGGCGCAGUUUGUAAUUUUAUUCAGAAAAUUAUCCUGUGUGUAGUUACAGAUUUCCACAGUAUGAGCAACGUUCGGUUUUCGGCUACACGGGGGAGCACUUCAGGCGGACCUGAUAAGGUCGACAUGUCUUUAGAUGAUAUCAUUCGUUUGAACAAGAAAGAGCAACAAGCAAAGAGGCCGGGCAUGGGGAACAGCAGGCCACUACAGAAGGGGAAGGGCUUUGUCCAGGGAGCUAGGGCCAGGGGACAGACCCAAAGAGGAGGUGGUGUACCAAGAGGGGGGAUAAUGAAAGCGGGUGUUGGAAGAGCCCGGAAGAUUACCCCUCUGGAUGGUCGACGCUGGGGUCAAGGGGUCAUCACUGGACUGGCAGCCCGGAAGACUGCAGCGCUACAGAAAGGCAUCAGUCCGCUGAACCGACUUGCUAUCAACCAGAAGUUACGCCCCUUCAACAACCAAUCACUGCCUUUUAUCCAACCAGCACAAUACAGACAGACGCAAGGCCAGAAGAGGGCUUACAGACAGACAGACGUACAGAGAGGCGCCAACUCGACUAGACCCUUUCAGCUGCGGAGACUGCCCUUGCACCCUGUCCAAACCCAGAGAGAAGCCUGCCAGUCCACAUUUCUCUUCCGCAGGGGCCUCAAGGUUCAGAAGCUGCCUUUAACCUCUACACCUCCUGCCCCAGUUAGAACUCGCCAGUGGCGCACGUCAACAAACAGCAGUGGGAUCCUGACCGUUUCCAUCGACAACCCCACUACCAUGACACCGCCUGAGCCACCCUGUGCUUGGCCCCUGCAACCCCCGGCCCCCACCAGCUCUGCCCCAGUCAAGAUGGAGGUAGAAGAGGAGAAGAAAUCGGAACCGCCUAAAGGAGUCCCCUUGCAGUUUGACAUCAACAGCGUGGGGAAACCGACUGCGAUGACUUUGAAUGAGCGAUUCCGCAUCCUGAAAGACGAGCACGUCACCACUGCGCAGACCAGCAAAGGCAGCCGAUUCGUCACUGUGGGUUAAGACAAUGAUAUGAAGGCUAGAAGAGAAGGGGGAAUCCCCAAAACCCUUUGUGUCCCAGACAGACACGCACACUGACCCCCACCUAUCUGAUGAGAUUGAACCGUUUAAAAGGCUCAUGAGCUGAUCGGAAGCUGAUCCUCCUGAGUGACGUUCCCUAUGGAGCAGACUUGGGGAGAAAGAGAAACACAAAGUAUAUGACAACUAUACGGGUGCAAUUAUCAUGGAAGAUAGACAAUGUUUGUUUUUGUACCACUAUAGGACCCUAUAUCAAUAUCGUUAACAUUGUACUCAGCUGUCAGUGUUCAGGAGCUUCAACAUUUUGUCAAGACGAUAAGGAAAAUACUUUCUCUCAAAGGAGUGUGGGUCUGCGGUAGUUGUACUGAAGACCAUUUUGGAAGAAUGUUUUUCAAUAGGGAGGUUGCUUUGUGCCAGUAAUGAAGGGUUUUGUUUAGUGUACGUUUUUUUAAAAUGCUGUUUUUGUUUUAGAAUGUUUCAAAGAAAUGUGGCACAUUGUUUCCCGCUCGAUGUUGAAACAUGUAGCGUUCAAGUAUUUUUGCCCAACACAACCCUUAACCACAGUUCACGACACCUAGACACCAGAGGAGGCUGGUGGGGGGAGCUAUAGGAGGACAGGGUCAUUGUAAUGGCUGGAAUGGAAUAAAUGGAA